CGAUGUCACAUGACUCGAGGUCCCAUGGUCCAAUCACAACAAAAUAAAAGCAAAACAAGGAAGCGGGUGUUUAUUCCUUCGGUAGCCGUAACGUCGGUGGAUUUUCAGUAUGCGUCUUUGGAAAGCGUUAGACAUGCAGACUGGUUUCCUCCUGUUGGUUUUGACCCUCUGGUCCAGUGCAGAUGUGGGGCAGUGCGUCUCCUCGUGCACCGCUGCUCCGUCCCAGUGGUGCUCCUCUGUGGACUCAGCCAUUCAAUGUGGGGUUCUGAAGCAGUGCCUGGAGGCCAACUUCACCCGCUCCCACUACCACCAGGACGACCGCUCGGUGCAGCUUGAGCUGUACUACGAGAGCCUGUGUCCCGGCUGCCGGGGCUUCCUCACCCAGAUGCUGUUCCCCACCUGGACCAUGCUGCAGGACAUCCUCAACGUCACCCUGGUGCCCUACGGCAACGCCAAGGAAUGGUUUGAUGGGAAAAAGUACGUCUUUACAUGCCAGCACGGAGAGGAGGAAUGUUUAGGCAACAUGAUUGAGACUUGUUUACUGACCCUGGCAGGAAGUUCAGCCUUCCAGGUCAUCUACUGUAUGGAGUCCUCCACUGAUGUCAUCAAGUCUGCUGAGGCCUGUCUGAACCUGUACCAGCCCACCCUGAAGUGGGCCAGUGUUGUGAGCUGUGUUGACGGGGACAUGGGCAACAAGCUGAUGCACCUGAACGCCCUGAAGACGGGGGCCCUGAAGCCUGCUCACAACUACGUCCCCUGGGUCACCAUCAACGGGGAGCACACAGACGUCCUGCAGAACGAGGCCAUGAAUGCCCUGCUGCCGCUGGUGUGCAGUCUGUACCAGGGCCCAAAGCCUGAUGCCUGUGGCUCCUCCCAGAGAAAGCCGUACAGGAGCUACUGCCACAACGACUGAAGAUAUCGACCAGGCCCGCCUCAACUUUUCAAAUGCUGUGUUGCAAACAUGUUGAAUUCUAACUGUUUUUUACUCUAAACUAAAAGUUUUGUGGUGGCUAUUGCACUUUAUAGUUCGAGUUAAAGGACUUCAACCAAAAAAUUUGAACUUUUUUUUUUUUUAUAAAAGGGAAAUGUAUUUUUAUGCAUUUUUGUAAUACAAGAUCUAAAGAUGUA
Gadus macrocephalus (Pacific cod) is the source of this 1128-nucleotide messenger RNA. RefSeq names its product IFI30 lysosomal thiol reductase a (gene ifi30a). Gene Ontology annotation, cellular component: lysosome. The coding region runs from base 110 to 913 and encodes 267 amino acids. Gene Ontology annotation, molecular function: oxidoreductase activity, acting on a sulfur group of donors, disulfide as acceptor. The transcript has 7 exons. The record is from RefSeq and is a predicted model, not a curated record. Lineage: Eukaryota; Metazoa; Chordata; Actinopteri; Gadiformes; Gadidae.